Molecule: messenger RNA, 1564 nt
Organism: Eriocheir sinensis (Chinese mitten crab)
Lineage: Eukaryota; Metazoa; Arthropoda; Malacostraca; Decapoda; Varunidae
Product: transmembrane protein 256 homolog
Exons: 4
Coding region: 208-723 (171 amino acids)
Source: RefSeq, a predicted model, not a curated record
UCAUGGCAACUGUGACAUCAAGAUCAAGAUUUUUGGUGUCUCGUCAUGUAACCUUGGCCGCGGUGCAUGAAAAAACGCCUUCCCUUGCAGCCACCACAGUGUCACGCCCAGGACGGUGAGGCAGAGGGCUCCUGAGGGCGGCGAGCACCUGAACACCCGCAGACAGCACCUGAGAAUCCCGUGCGAGGGUGAGGCAGCGGCGGGGUGAUGGUGGGGGACGGGUACUCGUGGCUCUGGAACAACCCUGUGACCCGGGAGGUGGCCAGGUGCCCCAAGAAGCUCGGGGACCUGGUGUGGGGCGGCAACCACCACAGGAGUGGCAGUCACAGUCACCAGGUGGUCAAGGAAGUGACUGAGAAGGUGAACAUGCUGAACAUCCCUUCCUACGCGCGCUGGUUCGUCCGUCUCGCAGGCAUCUCAGGCGCCUCGGCUGUUGCUCUUGGAGCUUAUGGUGCUCAUGUUUUUUAUCGCCGAGACUACCCAGAGGAGCUGAAGCAGGUGUACGAGACAGCCAAUAGGUACCACUUCCUGCACACCUUGGCUCUGCUUGGUGUACCCUUGUGCAGGAGACCCAAGCUUGCUGGGUCACUGAUAGUCACUGGUACAGUUAUUUUUUGUGGCACAUGUUACUUCUAUGCACUGACUGGAUCCAAGAAUGUCAGGCAGUACACACCCUAUGGAGGAAUGCUGUUGAUCGCGGGCUGGCUGUCCAUGGUCCUGUAACUCUGUGACAUGCAUGGACAAGAAGCUGGAGCCACUUCACUUCACUCAUAAGUAUCAGAUCAUGGUGUAAAUGUAUAUCAGAUGGCAUAAAUAUUUAUCAGAUGAGAAUAAUGAGUACCUAUGAAGUUGUAUGGUCCAAUACACACAAGAAAUGCAGAGAAAAAAAAAAUUAAGUACUGGAUGGUGCUUGGUCAUUUGGAUUCAGCCAAUAAAGUAUAAUCAGUGUACAUUUCUAGCAGUGUAGUUUCAUUCCUUACUAGCUCUUGAAGGAAAGGAAAUAAAACGUGUCAAUGUUUUGGACCAACUCAUCUCCUUUGGUCAUGUAGUGAGAAUUUACGUAUAAAAAUUAACCAAAUAUUGUAAUGAUAUCGUGCAGUUCUCAUGGAUUAUAUGUAGUGAAUUAAACUUUAUAAGGCAGGAAAUACUUGUGGCUGUGGCAAUAAAGAAAUUACAUGUAAAGUCAACUUGAAGGCUCAGCAUUGUUUCCCAUUGAGCAAUUUUCAUUUUUUGCCAAUUUUAUUUUUCAGUAGUUAUUUUUAUACUUUGUUGGUCUUCCUAAUUUCCUUUUCUUUAAAAAAAAUAAUAUAUGUGGUUACUAUAUAUCAGUACCUCUGCAGGAUUCUUAUUAUUUUAGGUUAACAGUAGUAUAAUUUUUCUCUAGUUUCUCCUGAAUGAGGAUUCACUAAUUGAUGCCUUCCAAUUUCAAUAACUUUUCUCAUACCCUGUCUACUGUAAGUUUGCCUUUGAAUGAAAAACAAAACAAAACAUUUCCUGUAAAUUUAUGAACAGUUAGAGAUGGCAGGACUAAAGAUCAGGUUGUAAUAAAUUUGCAUUUUUUAUA